This is a messenger RNA of Argentina anserina (silverweed cinquefoil), 1338 nucleotides long. RefSeq names its product receptor-like protein EIX2. Bases 1 to 1338 code for a protein of 445 amino acids. Gene Ontology annotation, molecular function: protein binding. The record is from RefSeq and is a predicted model, not a curated record. The transcript has 5 exons. Lineage: Eukaryota; Viridiplantae; Streptophyta; Magnoliopsida; Rosales; Rosaceae.
AUGUCAGAGCUCUUUGGUAACCUGACCAGUCUAAGAUACCUUGAUCUCUCUGGAGCUGGUUGUAGUGGUGCAAAUCCAGCGACCAUGUGUUCUCUGUCCAAUUUAGAACACCUUGAUCUUAGUGACAAUGACCUCCGCGGGAGAAAACUUCAGGAGCUCAUCGGUAACCUGACCAAUUUAAGAUACCUUGAUCUCUCCGGUGCAGAUUUUGGUGGUCAACUUCCAAAUCAAAUUGGAAAUCUGAUUCUCCUUUUGCUCCCUAGUCUGCGAAACUUGACUUUAUCUGGAUGUCAACUUCCUCCUCCAACUAUUUCUAGUACUCUUACUGAAUUUAAUACUUCUCGGUCUCUUGCUUUUGUUGAUCUUGGUAAGAACAACAUCACUUCAUCAGUGUUCAAAUGGUGUAACUACAAUACCAGCCUUGUUUUUCUUGACCUCUCCUCCAACGAAGGAUGCCAGAUUCUUUUGCCAAGUUAUGUGCUUUGCAAUACUUGGAUAUUUCGUCCGAUUUCAGGCAUUGGAGGAAUUAUAUGUCUAUUCAAAUUAGUUAAGCGGAACAAUCCCCGAGAGCAUUGGGAAUUUGACCAUGCUAGAGAUUCUGGAUACUUCCAUUCUGAUUCGAAAUGGGUUCCUCCUUUUCAAUUGGAGUCACUAUUGUUGAACUCUUGCAAGAUGUCGUUAUUUCCUGAGUGGCUUCAAACUCAGAAAAAUCUUGACUUUCUUGCUAUUUCUGGUUCUGGAAUCUCUGAAAUAAUUCCAUGUUGGUUUUGUGAAUUGUUUCGUUAUAUACCACAGUUGGACCUUUCUUGCAAUGAGAUUAAGGGAACAUUGGCAGAUUUAAAAUUCGAGUUUGCGUAUCACCCCGCAGUUAAUUUGAGUUGGAACAAAUUGGAAGGUCGAGUCCCUUCAUUCCUUUCAAAAGCUUCAAAGUUGGAUCUCUCCAAUAAUAAGUUUUCAAAGUUGGAUUCUUUCUUGUGUGCAACCAGAGUUAGUUACUUGAACUAUCUUGAUCUCUCAAGCAAUCAUAUGUCUGGAGAAAUUCCCAAUUGUUGGAAGCAAUUUGGAGAUCUAGUCUUUCUUGAUUUGAGUAACAAUACUUUUUCUGGAAACAUUCCAUCUACAUUGAGCUCAUUAUCUUCUACUCAAACACUGAAAGUAGAUAACAACAUGUUUGUGAAAGUAGAUAACAACAUGUUUGAGGGGGAAUUGCCUUCAUCCUUCAAGAAUUGCACGAAUUUAAAGGUUUUCGAUAUUGAAAACAAUGAAUUAUCCGGACCUAUACCUGAAUGGUUAGGAGUUGGAGUUUCAAAGUUGGUUAUCAUUAUCCACGUGGGCUAG